Messenger RNA from Aureobasidium uvarum, 963 nucleotides. Lineage: Eukaryota; Fungi; Ascomycota; Dothideomycetes; Dothideales; Saccotheciaceae. The record is from the annotation of a GenBank genome assembly.
AUGUUGCGAGACGCCACACUCUGUCUUCUAGGCUGUGGUACGCAAAUAUCCCUUCCACACGGUNNGCUUGCACUGCUAAUCAAUCUCCCUUGGAAAGGCAACCUUGGGACGCCUAUCAUCAGCAGCUUGGUUCAGGUAGAUCCGGUGCAGAACGAUGAAAUACGAAUCAUUCGUUUUAUAGCUUGCACACGAAGUGAGGACUCGGAGCGACGACUGAAGGGUCAAUUCUCUCAGGAUCACAAUGUCACCGUCUACAGGCACAAUAACGUUCAAGCGGUCAGGGAGUCAGACAUCAUAAUCUUGGCAGUCGACCCUUCUGCUGUUCGAGAUACUCUGACCGAGGCUGGACUUCGAGAAGCCUUGGGAAACAAGCUUGUCAUUAGUGUCGCCGCUGGUUGGACUCGCGAGAAACUGGAAGAAGUACUCUACGGUGACAAAUCCGCCCCUGACAACGCAAAGGAUCGCGCUUGGGUGCUUCGUACCCUACCAAACAUUGCAGCACAGGUUUCUCAAUCCCUCACCGCCAUUGAGAUCUCGAAACCUUCGAUACCGGCUCCAUAUCUGGCCAUCGCUGAAGCCAUCUUCCAAAAGAUAGGAAAGACCGUGCAGAUCGAACCAAGACUGAUGGAUGCAACGACUGCUUUGGGAGGUUCGACGCCAGCAUUCUUUGCUGUCAUCUGCGACGCCCUGAUUGAUGCCGCAGUGGCAGUUGGCGUUCCAAGAGCGACUGCUCAUGUUAUGACCUUUCAAGCCAUGCAAGGAACUGCCUCGCUUCUGCAGAGUGGCGUUCACCCGGCGCUUCUCAAGGAUCAAGGAACGUCUCCAGAAGGGUGUACCAUUGGAGGCCUGAUGGUUAUGGAGGAAGCUGGUGUACGUGGCCAUAUCGGAAGAGCCCUCCGUGAAGCAGUCACCAUUGCUCGUCGCAUGGACAGCGACCCGCAUGUUAACGAUACACGACACUAA